ACUCUCACCUCUCUCUCUCCCUGAGAAAAGUCAAACUCUCCCGAGUCCCGGUCUAAACCUCUGUAAAUUUACCAAAACUCUCUCUGUUCUUUGCUUCUAAAUUUAUUUUAUGGCUGCCUCACUCUCCCUGCUUUGUUUCGCGCUCUGUUUUUCAAGCCUCUCUGUUUCAUUCUCGGAGAUUGUGCUCUUGCCUCUAACCCACUCCCUCUCCACAACCCAAUUCAACAGUACCCACCACCUCCUCAAAUCUACCUCCGCCCGCUCCACCACUCGUUUCCACGGCCAUCACCAGCAGCGCCGCCAGGUCUCUCUGCCUCUCUCCCCAGGCAGCGACUACACCCUCUCCUUCACUCUGGGCUCCAACCCCCCCCAACCCAUCUCUCUGUACAUGGACACCGGCUCCGACCUCGUCUGGUUCCCCUGUUCCCCUUUCGAAUGCAUUCUCUGCGAAGGCAAAUCCAAUCCCUCAACCGCCACUCCCCCACCCAAAGUCCCCAAAAACGCCUCUGUUUCAUGCAAGUCCCGAGCUUGCUCUGCCGUUCACUCCUCCCUCUCCUCCUCCGAUCUCUGCGCCAUUUCUCGCUGUCCUUUAGAGUCGAUAGAAAUGUCUGAAUGCUCCUCCUUUUCCUGCCCACCUUUCUAUUAUGCCUACGGCGAUGGAAGCUUAAUCGCUCGCCUUUACAGAGACACCUUGUCCGUACCCACCUCACUUCAUCCUUCUCUGCUUCUUCCAAAUUUCACUUUCGGGUGCGCCCACACCGCCCUUGGUGAGCCCAUUGGAGUCGCCGGGUUCGGCCGUGGCUUGCUUUCUCUACCGGCCCAGCUCGCCGGCUUCUCUCCCCAGCUGGGCAACUGCUUCUCCUACUGCUUGGUCUCUCACUCCUUCGACCAAGACCGAGUUCGCCGGCCGAGUCCACUCAUUCUCGGUCGCCACGACGAGAAGGAAAAGGACUUGGGAAAUGACGGGAUUCGGUUCGUGUACACGUCCAUGCUCGAGAACCCGAAGCACCCCUACUUCUACUGUGUGGGGCUCGAGGGAAUCUCCGUCGGGAAGAGGAAUAUUCCGGCGCCGGAAGCUCUGAAACGGGUUGAUAGGAGAGGGAACGGCGGGAUGGUGGUGGACUCGGGGACUACGUUCACGAUGUUGCCGGCGAGUCUGUACGACUCGGUGGUGACCGAGUUCGACCGCCGAGUCGGGCGAGUUCACGAGCGGGCGAGCGAGGUGGAGGACAAGACCGGGCUCGGGCCGUGUUAUUACUACCACAAGGUAGUGAAUGUUCCUCCCAUGGUAUUGCACUUUGUGGGGAAUGGAUCCAGUGUGGCGCUGCCUAGGACGAAUUAUUUUUAUGAAUUUUUGGACGGCGAUAAUAAGAAGAAUGUCGGGUGCUUGAUGUUGAUGAACGGUGGGGAUGACGAAGAGUUGGAUGGUGGGCCCGGGGCCACGCUUGGGAACUAUCAGCAGCAGGGGUUUGAGGUGGUUUACGAUUUGGAGGAGAGGCGGGUCGGGUUUGCCCGGAGGCACUGCGCAGCGCUUUGGGAUAGCCUGAGGCCCUGAACCGGAGCUAAUGUGGGUUGGGUUUGAGUACGGCUGAAACCGGAACUCCUGGGUUGACUUUUGGGGUUGUCUGACCUUCAGAAGGGCUUUGACUUGGAGGUUUGACUGCACUUGGAGACUCUGUAAAUGGAUAGGGUGGGGGAAAUAAGAGGAAUGCUAAAGAUUACUUAUUUUUGGGUUUAUUUUUAAAAUAAGAUAACUUUUAAAAUUAUCAUUAAAUUUAAUUAAAUGAUAAUUUUAAAAGUUAUCUUAAUUUUAAAAUGACACAAAAAUAACGCAGAAAAAAAUAAAGUGGCGGGUUAAGGGUUGAAUUUGCACUUCACUUUUUGCUUAUGCAUGUGAAUUAAGAUGUAUAAAAAUGUGGAUAAAUUAGGGUGAUGCUUGGAGCAAAAAAAUGAAGUGUAUAGAUUAUGAUGUUUAUAUUGUAAAUUAGGGCGUUUUAAAUGUGGAGGAGUGUUAUUAUACAAGUUCAGGAAUCAGAAUUGAUUGACCA
Molecule: messenger RNA, 2048 nt
Organism: Alnus glutinosa
Lineage: Eukaryota; Viridiplantae; Streptophyta; Magnoliopsida; Fagales; Betulaceae
Product: probable aspartyl protease At4g16563
Exons: 1
Coding region: 110-1555 (481 amino acids)
Cellular component (GO): extracellular region
Source: RefSeq, a predicted model, not a curated record